AUGUUUAACAUCUUCAGAGUCUCGGGAGAUAUUGCCCAUUUGGUCUCCCAUAUCAUUCUAAUCCACACAAUCGAGAAGAACAAAUCGGCAAAGGGUAUCUCCUUAAAGACCCAACUACUAUACGCCCUCGUCUUUAUAACGAGGUACUUGAGCUUGCUAGUGCUCGAUUUUGGGUCCUUCUAUAACACAAUUAUGAAGAUCUUCUUUUUGUCAACAACUUUUUAUUCAAUCUACCAAAUUAAAAAAUACACUAAACAAAUCUCUCAAUACAUAGACAACUUCCCCAUUCACUACUUGAUUCUCCCCUGCUUCAUUCUCUCCCUCCUAUUCAACUACAAGUUCUCCAUCCUUGAAGUCGCUUGGAGCUUCUCUCUCUGGCUCGAAUCGGUCGCCAUCUUACCCCAGUUGUUUAUGCUUCAAAGCCAGGGCGAAGGCGAUCUCUUGACCAUCCACUACAUCUUUGCUCUCGGCCUCUAUAGGGCCCUCUACAUCCCAAAUUGGAUCUACAGGUACUUUGCAGAAGACAGAUUCGACAUCAUCAGCAUUGCCGCUGGUAUUAUCCAAACCCUUGUUUACUCAGACUUCUUCUAUGUCUACUAUAACAAGGUCAUCAAAAACUCCCUCAAAUUACCACAGUAA
Pichia kudriavzevii is the source of this 639-nucleotide messenger RNA. RefSeq lists its product as uncharacterized. The record is from RefSeq and is a predicted model, not a curated record. Gene Ontology annotation, molecular function: ER lumen protein retrieval receptor activity. NCBI's taxonomy places the organism in Eukaryota, Fungi, Ascomycota, Pichiomycetes, Pichiales, Pichiaceae. The transcript has a single exon. The coding region runs from base 1 to 639 and encodes 212 amino acids. Gene Ontology annotation, biological process: endoplasmic reticulum to Golgi vesicle-mediated transport; protein retention in ER lumen. Gene Ontology annotation, cellular component: endoplasmic reticulum; cis-Golgi network; membrane.